Pelodiscus sinensis (Chinese soft-shelled turtle) is the source of this 1295-nucleotide messenger RNA. The record is from RefSeq and is a predicted model, not a curated record. NCBI's taxonomy places the organism in Eukaryota, Metazoa, Chordata, Testudines, Trionychidae.
AUGAUCCGGCUCUUCGGGGUUGCAGUCUACUUGCCACGGAGACCCACUUCUUCAGAUGAGCUGGAUCUUAUACGUACAUGUAAUUUCUUAGUCUCUAAGGUACCACAGGCCUACAGAUUGAGGAAUGACAGUGAUGCCAGUUUACAAACUUCUUCAUCUCAUCUUACUUUUUGCAGGCUUACCCAGGUGAGAUGGAGCCGGUAUGGCCCCGAUUACCUCGAACCAGAAGUGAACAAGGAGGUAUACCGGAAACCUGGGCAGGAGCUGUCUGAGGAGGAGAAAAUGGAACAGGAUCUUAAAGCCCUCCAACCCAUAAAAGCUGCCCCUUGUAAUGUCACCAGUUCUCUGUUCAGUGACCCUACAAUCAGUAAAUUCAUCAAUAUGAUGAUGAAGGGAGGAAACAAAGUGCUGGCCAGAUCCAUCAUGUCACAGACCUUAGAAGCCGUUAAAAGGAAGCAGGUUGAGAAAUACCAUCAAGCCUCUGAGGAGGAAAGGGAGAGCAUUGAGUGCAACCCUUACGUCAUCUUCCAUCAGGCACUGAAAAACUGCCAGCCUAUCAUUGGGAUCUCCAACAUCAAGAAAGGAGGCAAAACCUAUCAGGUUCCAACCCCUCUGACGGACAACCGGAAACGUUUCUUGGCCAUGAAAUGGUUAAUUACUGAGUGCAGGGAGCAUAAGCAUUAUCGGAUAUUCAUGCAUGAAAAACUAUCCCAGGAACUGCUACAGGCCUUCAACAAUGAGGGCCCUGUGAUCAAGAGAAAGCAUGACAUACACAAGAUGGCUGAGGCUAACCGGGCCUAUGCUCACUAUCGCUGGUGGUAGGGGGUCUUCCUGCGACCAAGAGAGACCUUGACUUACGACAGCAGGAACAUUUCCUCACUCCCUUGUACUUGUGGAGCUCAAACCUGUGAAGCAUCAUCUUCUGUCUACUUUUCUGCAGAGGAGCUGUAAAAGGGAGGUUGCCUGCCCAUUUCUGUUAGUAGCUCCUAGGCUGGGUUCUUAAGCAGAGAAAAUUCAAGAUGAGAUAUGCACCCACAAAAGCUUCAUUUUCUUAGAUUAUUUUUCUGAGCAACACUGUCUAAAAAAACCUUGCUCUCUGGAAGCAGUGGAGGGGUUGUCUUCUGGAAUCUGUUUUGCAUUGUGAAUGCUCCUUCUGCAUAUCAAUGCCGGAGACAGACAGAGCUCAGUUUGAAUUUUAGACUGUUGGUUAGCAGAAUAAUUGUUUGAAUGAACAUAUGUGAUCUGGAUGUUAGAGAAAAUAAAAAUGGAAACUCACUAUCAUCCUCUGACUCUAA